Molecule: messenger RNA, 4322 nt
Organism: Scophthalmus maximus (turbot)
Lineage: Eukaryota; Metazoa; Chordata; Actinopteri; Pleuronectiformes; Scophthalmidae
Product: E3 ubiquitin-protein ligase Midline-1-like
Exons: 10
Coding region: 327-2396 (689 amino acids)
Molecular function (GO): protein binding; zinc ion binding
Source: RefSeq, a predicted model, not a curated record
CAGGGUGGAAAGGCUUACACUGGCAGGGGAGGAAACAUGUCAUGAGGUGAUGACACAGCCAUAGCGACGAAUCCACAUCCUCGCCGACUCCCAACUUUGCUGCUCACCGCUGUCUCUGCUGCCAGUGCCGCUGUUGCUGCUUCCCACAGAGAGAGGGAGGGAGCCGCAGACAGCGUCCAGUCUCUCGCCGCACACCCCCUCUCUCUUCCUCUCUUUUUCACUUUGUUUGUGGACGAUGGGAUUUUAAUCAUGUGGAAGACAGCUGAGCGGCUCUUCUGGAUUUCGCUGACGUCGCGUCUGGUCCCGCCUGGCCUCCUCUGAGCAGGAUGGACACUCUGGAGUCAGAACUGACCUGCCCAAUCUGCCUGGAGCUCUUCGAAGACCCACUUCUGCUCCCCUGCGCUCACAGCCUGUGCUUCGGCUGCGCCCACCGCAUCCUCGUCUCCCACUGCGCCACCAACGAAUCGGUUCAGAGCAUCGGCGCCUUCCAGUGCCCCACCUGUAGAUAUGUCAUUUCUCUGAGUCCGGAGCGUGGACUCGAAGGCCUUAAGAGAAACGUCACCCUGCAGAACAUUAUCGAUAGAGUUCAGCGGGCCUCAUCCUCAGCCGGGCUCCCUCUACCGCUGGCACUGCCCGCGCCCCACAGCGGGCCCAACUCUCCCGGCGAGGAGGGGAGCAACCGGUUGGCACUUGUCCCCGUCAGCGCCGCCAUGUCCAGCCCAGGCACGCCUCCCGAACCGGUCCAGUGCCAGUUCUGUGAGCAGGACCCCCCGCAGGACGCCGUCAAGACGUGCGUGACAUGCGAGGUGUCGUACUGCGAGGAAUGCCUCCGAGCGACGCACCCCAACAAGAAGCCGUUCACGGGCCACCGGCUCAUUGAGCCCAUGCCUGACUCCCACCUCAGAGGGCUCCAGUGUCUGGAGCACGAGGAGGAGAAGGUGAACAUGUACUGUGUCACCGACGAUCAGCUCAUCUGCUCGCUGUGCAAGCUGGUCGGACGGCACAGGGACCACCAGGUGGCAGCACUGAGUGACCGCUAUGAAAAACUCAAGCAAGCACUGGACUCCAACCUGACCAAUCUGAUCAAGAGGAACAACGAGCUGGAGUCACUUAUGGGGAAACUGAUACAGACUUGUCAACAUGUAGAGGUGAACGCGUCCCGCCAGGAGGGCAAGCUCAUGGAGGAGUGUGAUCUCCUGAUUGACAUCAUUCAGCAGAGGAGGCAGCUCAUCGGCACCAAGAUCAAGGAGGGGAAGGCACAGAGGAUUCGGAAGCUCGCCCAGCAGAUCACCAACUGCAAGCAGUGCAUCGAGCGGUCCUCGGCCCUCAUCACGCAGGCCGACCAGACGCUGAAAGAAACCGACCACGCUCGCUUCCUGCAGACGGCCAAGAGCAUCAACGAGAGGGUUUCCAUGGCAACCGCAUCCACCCAAGUGCUCAUCCCGGAGAUUCACCUCACGGACACUUUCGACACCUUCGCGCUCGACUUCACCAGAGAGAAGAAGCUGCUGGAGAAUCUGGAUUACCUCACUGCUCCAAGUGCUCCGUGCAUAAGGGAAGAGUUGUGCACAGCUUCGUACGACACCAUCACCGUCCACUGGACGUCCGAUGAUGAAUUCACGGUGGUGUCCUAUGAGCUCCAGUACGCCAUCUUCACCGGACAGUCUAACAUUGCCAGUCUCUGUAACUCUCUGGAAAGCUGGAUGAUCGUUCCCAACAUCAAGCAGAACCACUACACGGUGCACGGCCUGCAGAGCGGCACCAAGUACAUCUUUGUUGUCAAGGCCAUUAACCAAGCGGGAAGCAGAAGCAGUGAACCAGGGACUCUGAAGACCAACAGCCAGCCUUUCAAGCUGGACCCCAAAUCUGCUCACAAGAAGCUGAAGGUGUCCCACGACAACCUGACGGUGGAGCGCGAUGAAACCACAUCCAAGAAGGGCCACAGCCAGGAGCGGUUCACCAGCCAGAGCAGCUAUGGCGUGGUGGGAAAUGUCUAUAUUGACAGCGGGCGCCACUACUGGGAGGCUCUGAUUGGAGGGAGCACAUGGUACGCGGUGGGCAUAGCCUACAAAUCAGCUCCCAAGCACGAGUGGAUCGGCAAGAACUCCGCCUCCUGGGUGCUCUGCCGCUGCAACAACGCCUGGGUGGUCCGCCACAACAGCAAGGAGCUGGCCAUCGAGCCCUCGCCCCACCUGCGACGCGUCGGGGUCCUGUUGGACUACGACGCCGGGUACCUGACCUUCUACGACGCCGUGGGCUCCCAGCACCUGCACACGUUCAACGUCUCCUUCGUCCAGCCCGUGUGUCCCGUGUUCAACGUGUGGAAUAAGUGUCUGACGGUACUCACCGGUCUGCCCAUCCCCGACCACCUAGAGGGAGUAGAACCCCUCAACUGAAGGCUUGCAGACAAGGCACGAAUACAUCAACAUAAACCGGCCUCAUUAUCUUAAAGCUGCACUGGGCAAGAUUUGCGAAAAACACCCAAUGCUCGCAUGCUUGUGCAAAUUAAAAUCCGCUCGUGCGCUGUUCUGCACCCAGAAGCAGUGACAAAAAAAGGGAUGAGAGUCAGCUGAUGACAUCACUCCCAAUCAAUUCAAACACUCACACUGCUAUUUGUGCAAAGUUAACUGGUGCAGCUUUAAAGUGCAAAGACGAGACAAAGAAACUCCCGAGGUGUUAUUUCAUCAGACCUCUCAAAACCGAUCCGCAAUUGUUUACUAUGAUUUCUAGCCGGAACUAUGACGCCGGUUCAUGUUGUAUUGACUCAGAGGGACCAGUUCUAGAUGGAUGGCAAUAAGCUGGAGUCAGUACAGAGGAAACCAGGACAAAUGGACCUUGUUAGUACUCGAAGGCACUUUGGGCUGUGAUGGGCAUAUUUGUGCCACGGCAACUAGGAAAAAAGCCACAGAUCAAUUUGUAAUUUUCCCUUUUUUCUUUUCUUUUUUUACACCCUUUUAUCGGAUAUAGCACUUUGAAAAUCCCUUCAAGUACACACACCGCACGCACACACACGCACACACACACAAAACAUGAAUGCAUAAACAUUAAGUACCCCUACAUUAUUCAAUCAUGGUUUGCUGAAAGAGCCAAAUAGAAGGUGUAUAUUUUGUAAAUUCAUAGACAUUCCUCCUUAACUUUCCCUUAUUCAUUCAAACAAAAGGAACCAAAGCAGCCAUUGCUGUCUGUGCAGGUGUCUUUACAGAAAAUCGUACUCUUAAUAAAUGCUGAAUUAUUUUUAAAAACUUACAGAGAGGAAAUAGUAUUAUGCCAAUAUUGGAAAGCUGACGAUUCCUUUAAAUGUCGACCUUGUUUUUGCACAUUGUUCACACAAGUCUCAUUCAUUUUGGUGCAAUUAACGAGCAUCCAUAUUGGCAAAGAGUUGUGUUCUGUUUGACUCAUCAUGUUCAUUUGGUUUCCUGGCAGCCAGACAAGUCCAGCCAUUAUCAUUUUAUGUGAUACAUAAUCUGUGAGUUGUGUUACAGCUGUAGCCCCAGGUUAUUAUUGGAGCUAAGAGGUCAAAUAUACAAUUGGGUAUAUUUAAACAAGCCGUUUAGCAAACACAUAUUUGAGCUGGUGAACCAAUACUCCGGAGACUUGAAUUAACUUUUAAUAAAGUGUCUUCCUUAUUUUACGUGUUGUUUUCACACUGUGGUACCGUGUGGAUAUGACACCAUCAACCAUGGUUCAGACACCAUCAAAUCCACUUGCAGCAUAUUGUUUGACAAUAUAAAAAUUUGAGUUACUCAAACAAAACACCUUUUUCACUGUAUCAAAAGAACACAGCCAUACACUUUGUGCUGUCCUUGGACUUAUAUUAUAUAGUAAGGUGUGCUCAUGUUUUACUUUGUCUGAAUGAGUUUUUUUUUUAAAUUCUUUGCCAUUUAAUAUGGACAAAAAUAACUAAAAAAAGAUUCAGUUGGUGGUAUUAAGGGAAACUGUCAAUUCUAAAUUAUAUAUAUUUUUGUUCUUUAUGGAAUAAAGUUGAAUUAUGGUGAAAUUUAGCUCCUCAGUGUAAAUACAAUGAUUUCCCAAUGUUGCGCUGUUUCAGUGCCUAUAGUGAACUUAAAAAAAAAAAAUAUGGAGAACAAAUUCUAUUCUUUAAUUCUGUGUUUCCUCGGCAAUAAAUUCAACUGUGUGUUUCCUUGUAUCUGGUAUGAAUUUGUAGUGCUUAAUUUAAUGUUUCCAUUUGAACUUUAUGACCAUGAUGUUAUAUGUUCUGUCUCUGUGGACAUUCUUAUGGAAAACAGGAUACAAGUGCUUGCAUCACUGUCGUCUGACUUAAGUCUGAGAAGGUCAAAAAUAAAUGUUCCUUUUCACAUUGA